This is a messenger RNA of Caenorhabditis sp. 36 PRJEB53466, 1281 nucleotides long. NCBI's taxonomy places the organism in Eukaryota, Metazoa, Nematoda, Chromadorea, Rhabditida, Rhabditidae. The record is from the annotation of a GenBank genome assembly.
AUGAACAAUUUCCCGGCAAAUCAGCCAAUUUCCCCGGAAUUUUGGCAAUUUCUACUCGCUUGUCAACAGGCGAGAGACGUCCGUUUGCCGCAGACACCCGCACUCUUCCCGCCCGUUCUGAACCCCGUCGGACCGGUGAGUUUAUCGAUUUUGAGGGGAAAAUUAGUGACAAACGCGUUUUUGUUGGCGAAACCCGAAGCGAACGUUAAUGAAGGCUCAGUAUUAUUCGAAUCGCGUGCUGUGUCUUUGAAAUCUUUAAAAAAUUAGGCGAUUUCAACAGCAAAAACUAUAUUGUGUCGAUAGCCAAUUACAGACCAACUACCUGCCGCCGUACCUGCCGCCUCUUCCGCCAACGUCCGCUCCACUGUUCGCCCCGACGCCGGCGUCGUUCUCGUGUCCUCCGGCGCCGUCGGCCCCCGCACCGACCUCAUGUUGCUGUCCUCCACAACCGCCGACGCCGGCAGCCUCGCAGCCGCCUCAAAAACAGGAAAAACGCAUAAAAACCGAGGAAAUCGACGAGAAAUCGGCGGAAACCGAACCGGACAUUGAGUUUGUGAUGGGUCAGAUUCCGAACGAGGACUUUAUGCCGACGCACCACAUGCGCGGCACCCUUCUUCAGAUUCCGAACGGUCCUGUGAAGCGGGUCGAGGAUCUGAGCAGCGACGACUUUCUGAAAUGCGCCGGAGAGUCGGAAGACGUGCUCGUCAACGCCUCGAUUGUCAAAUCGAUAACGAUCACGUCGCCCGGAAGCGCCAUUCUCGUCUUUGAGACCGGACUCGAGCGCGCACAGGUCGGUUUUCUGAAUUGCCGCGCAAGUACUUCAAUAGAGCGUAUUUGCAUUUUCAGAUUCCCUUGAAAUGCCAAAUCGAGCAUCCGUUUUUCGUGAUCGGCAGAGGUUGGUGCAGCUGUAGUCCACCGAAAUGCGGAGAAAGUUACGGACUCGACUGCUCCAUGUUGGAGGUAAUUCAAAAAUUGCUUUUCUUUCUGAAAUUCAAAUUCUACGCAGAUUGGCGACGUUUGCAUUGUGCUGACGCGUCCGGAUGAUGCAAUCACGAGAAACGCGAUCGAUAUUCUGACGGCCGAACGGGAUUUGGAGCAUUUCAGCACAAGAGCCCGCAUUCGAGAGCAGCUGGCCGAGUGCUAUUAUGAGGUACCGAGUUUUAAGUGCCAAAAAUUGCAUUGUUCAUUUUUCAGCACGUUUCCGGACGAAUUUCGGCGCCGCCCGAGCGAAUUGUGAGCCAUCCGCCGACCAGUCAUCGACAGCGAAAAAUUUCGGAAUAA